Messenger RNA from Pollicipes pollicipes, 2182 nucleotides. RefSeq names its product homer protein (gene homer). Gene Ontology annotation, biological process: G protein-coupled glutamate receptor signaling pathway. The record is from RefSeq and is a predicted model, not a curated record. The coding region runs from base 135 to 1331 and encodes 398 amino acids. Lineage: Eukaryota; Metazoa; Arthropoda; Thecostraca; Pollicipedomorpha; Pollicipedidae. Gene Ontology annotation, molecular function: G protein-coupled glutamate receptor binding. The transcript is spliced from 9 exons.
CCGCGGCAGAGGCUCGGGUCGGUGAGGGGAGUGGGGCCGAGGGUUGGACGAUAUUGAGUGCAUCGCAGGAGAUACUUUGGAAGUAUUUCCUCAGAAGUUUUGAUUGAUUAGCGGCCAUUGAUAAGAAUUCAUUAAUGACUAUUGAAAAUUCUGCGAUGGGGGAGCAGCCCAUAUUCUCCUGCAAGGCGCACGUGUUCCACAUAGACCCGAAGACCAAGCGGUCGUGGAUCCCGGCGUCGGCGUCGGCCGUCUCCGUCUCCUUCUUCUACGACUCCACCCGCAAUCUCCACCGCAUCAUCUCCGUAGAAGGCACAAAGGCCGUCAUCAACUCCACCAUCACGCCCAACAUGACGUUCACCAAGACGUCGCAGAAGUUCGGCCAGUGGUCGGACGUGCGCGCCAACACGGUCUACGGCCUCGGCUUCGGCACGGAAGCUGAGCUUAAUAAGUUCAUCGAGAAGUUCCAAGAGAUCAAAGAGGCUGCUCGCCAGGCGCCGGCCGGCUCAGCCACCAACGGCACCGGCUCGACGCCCACCACCAGCGCCAACGCGUCGCCCGUCAUCGCGCGCGCCGUCAAAAUGGACCAGGUGGACUCGUACCUGCCUCCGCCGCCGGCCGGCGAGCCCGAUCCGAAACAGGGCCCGGCCCUGCACCAGCGCAGCCACAGUCUGUCCGGACUGCAGCAGCCGUCAGAGAGCCCCAAGCACGAGCUGAAGGGGGGCGAGAAGCCGGCCGGCCAGGCGGCCUCCUCCAGCGAGGCGCAGCUCAAGUACGAGAAUGACCGGCUCAAGCUGGCGCUGGCGCAGAGCUCGGCCAACGCCAAGAAGUGGGAGGUGGAGCUAACGACGCUGAAGACCAAUAACGCCCGACUGACGGCGGCCCUGCAGGAGAGCACGGCGAACGUGGAGGAGUGGAAGCUGCAGCUACAGAGCUACAAGGAGGAGAACGGCCGCCUGCGGGGCCGCGUGCUGGAGCUGGAGGCCGGCCGCGGCGGCGACACGGCCGAGCUCUCGCGGGAGCUGCACCAGCUGCGCGCGCGCGCCGACAAGCUGGAGACGGACGGCAAGCGGAAGGACGAGGAGAACCGCAAGCUGGCCGCCUCGCUGGCCGACCCGGCCGCCAAGGCGCAGGCCGAUGGUCUCAAGGCGCUGGACCAGGAGAACGAGCAGCUGCGCGGGCAGCUGUCGCGACUGCAGGACCAGCUGGAGAUGGCGCUCUCGGCGCAGGAGUCGCAGCACAAGGUGCUCGACACGCUCAACAUGCAGCUGGGCGACAAGAUCGCCGAGCUGCAGGGCAUUCACACCGAGCUGCACCAGGCCAUACAGACCUAGGGCCGGCGGCCCGCUGGCCGCCUGGCGUGCCUCGCGGCGCCGGUUGUGAUUUGAGCACAAGCUCCGUAUGUUUUGUUGUGCCGUCGGCCGCGGCACGACGCGCAGCUUAGCGCCAGGGGGGCACAAAGCGUGCGGCCGCCCCGCCGCCGCCGCCGCCGCCGCCGCCCCGGUCUGUGUUCAGACCCGGGCGGCGGGCCCGCGGCUACUCUCUCAUCAGAUCCGAAUGUGCAAUGUGAACCGGCCGCGCCGCUAACGUUUGAUCUGCAUUUUGACGCGUUUUGUCGGGCGCCGCGGCGCGCCGGUGUAAUCUCCGCUGUGCAAUCUUAACCGACUGACCGCGACAGCUUGACUCAGGAGGGGCGCGGAUGUCCUCACCGCUUUCGGUGGCGGUGCCGGUCGCGGUCGGGCGCCCGCUUCACCAGCCUUCGCCAACAGCAUUCCAUAUUUAUUUGCUCUCGCGCACGCGCGCGCGCGCGCGUGCGCGCUCCGGCGGGCCGCCGGCCGGCCGCGCGCCAUGUGAUGUAGUGUGUAGUGCGCGCGGGCCGGGCGUCCUGGAUACCUCGGGCGUCGGAGCAUCGCCGCGCCGCCGCCGCCGCCGCGUCGCCACCGCCGCCAUCGCUGCCAUCUCGCCGCUCGACUGGGCGCGGACGCCCGCUGGGCCGCCCGUUUUUACAGGAGUCCUGGCCCGGGGGUCAUCUUACCAUUGGGGACCAGACGGUUUCAUGUUCGUCGUGUGACUAGCUAAGGAGCUCCCCCAACCGUUCGCAGUUUUGUGUAUUAUAGCUUGGUUAUGUGUGUAUCAGUUUGUAAUAUAGCACAAACUCUGCGUACAAAGCGCGGUUCUCGGUGGA